Dentiscutata heterogama is the source of this 753-nucleotide messenger RNA. The record is from the annotation of a GenBank genome assembly. NCBI's taxonomy places the organism in Eukaryota, Fungi, Glomeromycota, Glomeromycetes, Diversisporales, Gigasporaceae.
AUGUCAGCCUCAGUUACUGUCUUAUAUUAUAUAACGAAUUAUCAUAAAUCAUUUACCAAUAAAGAUCUUAUAAUCAUUGAAACUUCGGGUAUUGUAAGAUCUCGAAGUUUAAAUUCUCCUCUUAAUGUUAUCUUAAUCAGAUUUUACCUGACUAAUACAAUUCAAGAAUUAAGUUUACCUGAAUUUGAGAAUGGAGAUGUAAUACUUGUAACUAGAAAUUUUCGUAUCAUUGAAAAUAUAGAUAAUGAUAACAAAAAAUAUCUAAUAUUAAAAAUUGUCUUAAAUAAUAUCAUUUGUUUUAAUGAUAUUGAUCCUAAUAACAUACCUGCUUUUCUGAUAUUGCUCAAUAUGACAGCAGUGGCUCAAGAAGAACCAAUAAUUGAUGAAGAAGAUGUAACCAUAAAGUUUAUGAUAACUGACAAUGCUAACAUAGUUCACAUUCGAAGCAUUUCUUUCCCUGAAUAUCAAAAUUCGAUUUUAUCUGCUAGAGAUUCGAUUCAUCUUACUUGGGAAACUAAAGAUAAAGAUAAAGAUGACGAAAACAAAUUGACCAAUAUUGCUCAAACCAUCGCAUCUAGAGUUAAAGGAAGUAUUUGUUAUAAAAAAAUUACUCCUACCACAAAACCAUAUUCUAAACCUAAUUUUCAUUCUAUCUGUCCUAAAGUUACUGAUUUAUCAAAUAAAUUUUUAAAUCAAAAUUCAAAUACAUCUGAGCAAACAACUUCCUUAGUUAAUAACACUGAAAAAAAAUAG